This is a messenger RNA of Anoplopoma fimbria (sablefish), 1103 nucleotides long. It is a transcript of the gene atp5f1c, whose product is annotated as ATP synthase F1 subunit gamma. Bases 36 to 917 code for a protein of 293 amino acids. Gene Ontology annotation, biological process: proton motive force-driven ATP synthesis. NCBI's taxonomy places the organism in Eukaryota, Metazoa, Chordata, Actinopteri, Perciformes, Anoplopomatidae. The transcript is spliced from 9 exons. Gene Ontology annotation, molecular function: proton-transporting ATP synthase activity, rotational mechanism. The record is from RefSeq and is a predicted model, not a curated record.
GCAGAUCCGUGAGUCUGACCUUCAUAGCCGCAACCAUGUUCGCCAGGACCAGCGCGUUGGUGUUCUCCCCACAAUGUGGGCAGGUCAGGAACAUGGCUACCCUGAAGGACAUCACCAUUCGGUUGAAGUCCAUCAAGAACAUCCAGAAAAUCACCAAGUCCAUGAAAAUGGUGGCGGCUGCCAAGUACGCUCGUGCUGAGAGGCAGCUGAAGCCAGCCAGAGUGUACGGCACCGGAGCUCUGGCCCUCUACGAGAAGGCCGACAUCAAGUCGCCCGAGGACAAGGCCGCCAAGCAUUUGAUCGUCGGCGUGACUUCCGACCGUGGUCUCUGUGGCGCCAUCCACUCCAAUGUGGCCAAGGCCAUCAAGAGCGAGAUCGCCAGCCUGACCAGCGUUGGCAAGGAGGUCAUGGUGAUCAAUGUGGGGGACAAGCUGAGAGGCAUCCUGCACAGAACUCAUGGAAAACACAUCAUUCUGAACUGUAAGGAAGUCGGCCGCAAGCCCCCCAGCUUCGCAGACGCUUCAAUCGUCGCCGCCGAGCUGCUCAACUGUGGAUAUGAGUUUGACCAGGGCUCCGUCAUCUUCAACAGAUUCAGGUCUGUUAUCUCAUACAAGACGGACAAGAAGCCUAUUUUUUCAAACGAGACCGUUACUAACGCAGAGAGCAUGGCCGUCUAUGAUGACAUUGAUGCUGAUGUGAUGAGAAACUACCAGGAGUUUGCUCUGGUUAACAUCCUCUACUUGGCCAUGAAGGAGUCCUCCACCGCUGAGCAGAGUGCCAGGAUGACUGCUAUGGACAGCGCCAGCAAGAACGCCUCUGAGAUGAUUGACAAGCUGACCCUCACCUUCAACCGUACCAGACAGGCCGUCAUCACCAAGGAGCUCAUUGAGAUCAUCUCUGGAGCUGCUGCUCUAUAAACGGGCGAGAUCUUCGUUUCCAUUACCUAUAGCUCUUCAAAGACAGGUCUAUACAGGUUGUCGAGAGUCUAUGAACAUUUGUGCUUCUAUUUGUAAAAUAUAUGGAGAAAUGAAACCUCUUAAAGAAUCCGCACUCUUUUCAUCAGUCCCUGUAUUUGUCUUUCCUCACAAUAAAUCCUGAUGACU